AUGAAGCAGAUUUCUGUCUUUCGUUGUGCUACAAAUGUUGAUGAAAGAGUUCCGCAAAUUAGAGCAUUAACAAUCAAUUCAGAUCUUUAUAAAAAUUAUUCUUCAACGUUGCGGCAGCAUCAGGAAUUGAUUUGGAAACGUAAAAAAUUGGGAAAAGCAAUUUAUUUCCAGAUAGAUUUAACAUUUUCUUUUACCUCGUGGUAA
Molecule: messenger RNA, 204 nt
Organism: Clunio marinus
Lineage: Eukaryota; Metazoa; Arthropoda; Insecta; Diptera; Chironomidae
Source: the annotation of a GenBank genome assembly